AUGAUGGGGCUGCGUCUGGACUUGGGGCUGUUCCUGGAGCCCCUGGGCUUCAUCAAGGUCUUGGAGUGGGUUUUCUCCAUCUUUGCUUUUGCGACAUGUGGAGGUUUUCAAGGUGAAGUUACCCUCCUUGUUUCCUGUAAGGGAGUGGAAAACAAAACAGUUACAGCUGCUUUUGCUUAUCCAUUCAGGUUAAAUACUGUUGUGUUCAGCGUGCCGGAUCCUAAACGCUGCGAUGGUACUUGGACUGACUUCUAUCUUGUGGGCAACUAUGCCUCUUCUGCCCAGUUCUUUGUUACACUUGCAGUGUUGGCAUUCCUCUACUGCACUGCUGCCCUUGUCAUGUAUAUUGGAUAUAUGCAUGUGUAUCAGCGUAACAGCAAGUUUCCACUGACUGACUUAGCCAUCACUGUGAUAACAGCCUUUCUGUGGCUGGUCAGUACUGCUGCUUGGGCAAAAGCAGUUACUGACAUCAAAAUAUCCACUGGUGGCAGCAUCAUUCUAGAAGCCGAGUCUUGUAAAGCCCCAGGAACAACCUGUCUUCUUGAUUCUGUAACCCGCAUGGGAACUCUGAAUGUGUCAGUGAUGUUUGGUUUGCUUAAUAUGGUUCUGUGGGGAGGAAAUGUUUGGUUUGUAUACAAGGAUACCAACUUGCACAGCCAAAUAAACAAGACUUCUCUAAGCUCAGGAAUAUAUCCAAGAAGAAUAUAA
Tinamus guttatus (white-throated tinamou) is the source of this 708-nucleotide messenger RNA. It is a transcript of the gene SYPL1, whose product is annotated as synaptophysin like 1. Lineage: Eukaryota; Metazoa; Chordata; Aves; Tinamiformes; Tinamidae. The record is from RefSeq and is a predicted model, not a curated record. Gene Ontology annotation, cellular component: synaptic vesicle; synaptic vesicle membrane.